AAAGUCUGCUUGAAGCGACUUCUUCUUUCAUGUCCUGUCUUCAGGAAACACCUGCAUCACACGCCCAGAUGUGGAGGGACGAGGACCUGAGGGAGCCACAGAGCUGCUUGCUUUGGAUCGUCCUGUGUAAAAUCAGCAGAAAUGUUCCCAAAAACCAAACCCAGACCCCCCCCCAAAAAAACACCUGGAGUGAAGCUAAGGCGCACAACAUAAAACGCACAAUAUAUCACAAACCUGAGUUUAAUGGUGACACUGAAGGGAGAUUUAGGGUGGGGGGAGUGAGUGCAGCCUGCUGUGACUGUGACAGACGGUGCAGGCAUUAUGUAAAGCAGCAGGAGUUUCUGUGUUUGUGUUUCAAGUUUUAUUUCAGAAGCAAGCGAGGAAAUAUUCAGUACGUACCUGAACCAAUGGGCCAGAUAAAUUCCCAACCCCAGAUGUUCCCAGGGGACAUCAUCGAGUACCCCAGGAACAAAUACUUCUCUCAUUUCGCCGUGUACUACGGAGAGAGGGACGGUGUUCCCUAUGUUGCCCACCUGACAUGUCGAGAUUCAGACUCCAAGCUGCCGCGCUUCGGUCGAGCUCUGAGGUCAGAGGUCAAGCUGGAUCCACUGGAGCUGCUGGGGAAGAAAUACAAGGUAAACAACAUGUUGGACGACGCAUUCUCGGCCAGAGACUUCCACAGCGUGGUGAAGCCGGCCAUCGAGAGCAUGAUGGGACGGGAGAUGACGUUUGAUAUCCUGUUUCAUAACAGUGAACAUCAGGCGACGCUCUUCAGAUACGGAGUCAAGAAGUCCGAGCAGAUAGAGAGGAUUUAUGAACACAUCAUGCCGGCCUGGAAGAAGCCCUUUGAGGAGAAGAAACUAUAAGAAGGCUCACUUCUCAUCUCUACCACUGGAGGGCGACAUUUUCAUUUGAAUGCUUACAUUUCAGGAUUAUGAGGUUAGGAUAUAACAAGAAUGAAGUCAGUACACCUGCAAUGAAUGUGAGGAUGUUUUAUUCUUAGUAUUCAGUCACAUUAUUUUAAAGAGAAGGGUCCAGUGCAUAAAGGGUGAGGGUAUAAUAUUCUGGAUAAAUCAAGUAAAAGUAAAAGUAAAAAAAUGUUUUAUUUACAAUUAUUUCCACAUUUGUAUUAUCUGUUGCCUUAUUCUUACUAUGUUUUAUUUCAUUCCUCUGCUGUUGAUCUUCUUUAGCUUUAAUAAACUUUUUGUUACAAA
This is a messenger RNA of Notolabrus celidotus (New Zealand spotty), 1214 nucleotides long. It is a transcript of the gene plaat1l, whose product is annotated as phospholipase A and acyltransferase 1-like. The coding region runs from base 30 to 866 and encodes 278 amino acids. Gene Ontology annotation, molecular function: glycerophospholipid phospholipase A1 activity; A2-type glycerophospholipase activity. Gene Ontology annotation, biological process: N-acylphosphatidylethanolamine metabolic process. Gene Ontology annotation, cellular component: cytoplasm. The transcript has 5 exons. The record is from RefSeq and is a predicted model, not a curated record. NCBI's taxonomy places the organism in Eukaryota, Metazoa, Chordata, Actinopteri, Labriformes, Labridae.